GUACUCACAGCCUAGAACGCUUUGGGGAUAGUAAGUAAGGGUCUGCAUACACAGCACAGGAAGGAAGCGGAUUUAUAUAGUGUGGCCCAUGGGUUUCAGAGAACGGAACACGACGAUUAUUUUAAUUUUUUUUAGAGCAGUGCUCGUUUGCCUGCGAUUACCACAAGGUUUGUUAUUAUGCUAGUACGAGCUUGCUCUCCUCGCUGCGUUUUUGAUCUUUAUUUUUCCAAACUGGACCCGCCCCACACACCCCUAUUACAAAAGACUAAUGCACCUGCUUCGCUCUGAAGAACUGAAGUUUGUGCGUGUUGUGAAAUGUUCUGAGAAAAGAAAAAAAAAAAGUGACGCGGCGAAACAACGCGAAGCCUAAAUGAAACCUGAGUCUCUUUUCUAAUAGGUGAAGCAACGCUUACGCUUUUAAUUUCGACCAUGGGACCUUAACUUAUAUAUGUAUAUAUAUUUUAAAGACAAUUUGCAAGCAAACAGGUAUACGUGUGCAACUGUAAACGACGCUGAUUCGGUCAGCCGGCGCUCACCUUGACUGAGGUAAAUAUUUUUGUUCAGAAAGGACUCCGACCUUAGCAAAACCAGGAACUAUACUACGACUUGAAGUCCACAUAACUGCAAGAGGGUUAGAGUCACAGACGUUUCCCAGCUCAACAGUGCCAUCCGGAGGGACUCUUGAGCAUGCUGCUCUGAGUGAUGGACGUACAGAACAUGGAAACAAUGCCGACCCAAUCAGUGCUCAGCCCUUUGCACACAUCGACCAAUCAGAAUCAAGGAGUGAAGGCGGUGGGCGUGUCUGGGCAUCAGGAUCUGAAGAAGAACGCAGUGGAGGGGACCUUCCGUUCCAGUCCCAGUUCCAGCUCCAGUUCUUCCAGCAGUUUCUCUUCAAAUUCCAGUUCCGGAGAUGAGACGGACAACGAGGAAACAAGCAGUACAGAGAGUGCACAGAACCAGACAGCGAGAGCACCAGAGGACCUGCGCAAUGCAAGCAGGCAGGAUACAGGACAUCUACAGGUCCUGACCCUGGUCACCAAGCUGGAACAGCGAUUCGCAGACCUAGGCCAGCAGCAGGAAGAGCUUCAGGUGGAGAUGGAGAUGGAAGUGGCCUUGCUAGAAGGAGAGAUGCAGAUGGAGAAAGCGGAGCUGGACAAGGAGACAGAGCUGCUGGACAUGCUGCAGAAGAGACUCCAAGACAUGGAGCAGAAAUACCAGUCGGAGAGAGAGAAGGAGAAGGCUAAACUGGGGGAGGAGAGGGAGAAGCUGGAAGAGCUGCAGAUACGUUGCUCAGAGUCUCGUAAACGCCUGGAAACGCAGCCAGAGUCCCAGAGAGAGCAGCUGCGUCGCAGACUGCACGAGGACUCUGACGCUAUGGAAACAGCGCUCAAGUCCUUUGAGGACCUGGAGUUCCAGCAGCUGGAGAGGGAGAGCGCUCAUGAGGAGGCGAGGGAGGCGAUGCAGAGGCAGGCCUUGAUGGAUAUCUCAGGGCAGCAGCACCGCGUCAACCAAAGGAAGGAACAAGUAUUAAGGCUGCAAGAGCAAGUGAAUGAGAUCAGACAGCAGACUGAGAAGGAGUCGCAAAAACUGAGUCAGGGCAAGAAAGAAACAUUUCAAAUACUCAACAUGCAUUUACUGAAGGAUAAGAAACGCUUGUCUGAUUUCAAUAACCUGACGGGCUCUUCUCCCUGUAUGUUAUCUAUCCCAGGCUUGUCUGUCCACAAUCCCACGAAGAAUCCCUCUCGGGGUACGAACGGCUCGUCAGGUUUGCCAAAGAGGCGGUGCCAGCAGAACAAGCCCUCUGAUAGGCCAGCCUCGGUCCACGAUAAGGAUCAGCAGGUAAAGAGUGUGGAUGUUGUCAACGGGUCUCCUAGCAGCGCAGCAGUCGGCACUCCCAGUUCCCCCUGCUCCAAACACACUUCCUCCCCCAAACCAAACCAGGGCAACAGGGGUCCCACCUGCAACGGGACCAGCCGGGCACCCGCACAGGUGUUCAGUAAUGGGAAUGGGCUCCCCAACAUAGCGGACAUGGAGAGGAAACUACGGGAGGCCAAAGCUGAGAAAGAGCGUCUGCUGAGGGCCAGGGAAGCCAAAAGACAAGCCCAAGAGGAAGCCAAGAAAAAAGAGCUGGAGUGCGUUGAACCAACAUCCACUUCUACACCAAAGCGCCAUCUAGAGACUGGCCCGGCGCCCCUCCUCUCCCUCAUCAGCAGUGCGACCUUUGACCUCAGGGCCCACCUGGAGGCGUCCGGUCACAGCGUCGAGACGUGCAGCGCGGUAACCGUCGGCAACAGGAAGUGCAAGGGCUUCCUCACCAAGAUGGGGGGCAAGAUCAAAACCUGGAAAAAGAGAUGCUUCGUGUUUGACGGGGAAAAAAAACGACUGGCCUAUUUCUCAAAUAAAGAAGAAACGAAGCUAAAGGGAGUCAUCUAUUUCCAAGCCAUUGAGGAGGUUUAUUAUGAUCACCUCCGCAGUGCGUCUAAGAGUCCGCACCCCAAGCUCACGUUCUGUGUGAAGACCUACGAUCGCCUCUUCUUCAUGGUCGCUCCGACACCCGAGGCCAUGAGGAUCUGGAUAGAUGUAAUCGUCACGGCAACAGAUGAACAUUGUCGCUACUGAACCUGGGGGCUCAGCAGACACCAUGGACCACUGUACAGAGCUGGGCCAUCACCUGGAGGCACAUCGUCUUGGAUAUCUUGAAUGGAUCUCUCUGGACAUGGAGCGCACAAGAUCUGCAGUGGUGACAGGUCUUCUCCUAUCUGGGUUUGGGGUUGGCGUUUCUGGAGAUUGGACAGUUUUAACUCCUGCAACGUUUCCAUCUGCACCUUGCAAGCAGUCUGUAAAUCUAUUUCAAUUAUCCAGCCGACCUGCAGUCUAUGGUCCAGGACUUUUAGACAACAUCAAAGACGCAUCGCUCUUUUGUGUUAGCAGGACUUCUAAAUUCGUCACCUACCUCCUGAUAUUUUCUCGAUGCUGUAAUUGCCAGCCUUUUUAACUACAUGUUUCUUCACCAGUUUGGUGUUUCUCAAAUCCUUUUGCAUUGACGCUCAUUGGAUCAUUCAGAAAGAGAGUUUUGAGAGACUGGUUUCUGCCUGUGAAUCAACAUAAUGUUACCUGCGAUUGAGGGAAUUCAAAUAGACUUCUGUCUGAUGGAAACUGAACUUAAUUUGUAUUGCUUUCAACUCGGUGGUUGAUGAAAUCGAGACAAAGCUUUUGUUAGCUUUUUUAAAAAAAUAAUGACGCACAUUUUGCUGUGCUCUUUUAAUUGAUUUUUUUUUUUUUUUUUUAAAGAUUUUUACUGUCACCCCCUCAAGUGACAAAAGGGUACAAAAGCCUGUUGAAAAUAAUGUUACAUUUGUGUUCUUGCACAACAGGACAUUUCAUAGGACAAAAGUGCAAUAUUCUCUGAAUGUAUGGAUUUGUAAUAUUUAAUGCAUUGUUACACUGUUACUAAAUGCUCAAUUUGAAUUAAGGUAAAACUAUUAAGAAACUAAAUCAAGUAGACUAAGGUUUCAGCUUGUGCCUUGUUCCAUAUACUGUGGCCAAAAAAAAUAUAUGUUUUCUAUUUCAAAGCCAGUUUUUUGCCAUAGUAAGAAAUAUUUUCUCAGAUAAUAAAAUGAGAACCAAUUUCUUGCCAGGCUCAAAGAUUUCUCUUGACAUCACCUUAGUGUAGAUUUACUGAAUUUUAAGCUUUGGAUGUAAUUAAAAAAAAAUUAUAUCGAAUCUCUCAUGUAUUAUUGGUUAAUAAGGACAGUUGCUUGAUCAGUGACUUUACUGCUGUUAAAAAAAAAAAAAUGCUGACAGUUUCAUUUUCACAUCAUCUUCAAUUCCUGUGUUUUAAGUUGGUGCUAAAGUGUUGCUGGUUUGGCUGAAGUAUUCGUAGACAUUUCCUGUUUCUGCGAAGUGGAUUGUAUGGGGUGAGAUUAAACCUUUCUGAAUGUUCUGGUCUCACGUUAUCCUGCAAUAAAACUUUCAGCACAGCAGUUAAAACUCUGCCCCCUAUUGUUCAACCUCUGGGAUAUUCUGCCCUCCCCUCU
Molecule: messenger RNA, 4037 nt
Organism: Acipenser ruthenus (sterlet)
Lineage: Eukaryota; Metazoa; Chordata; Actinopteri; Acipenseriformes; Acipenseridae
Product: pleckstrin homology-like domain family B member 3
Exons: 15
Coding region: 703-2619 (638 amino acids)
Source: RefSeq, a predicted model, not a curated record